GCAGGAACGGCCACCAGAAGCAGAAGAGAAGGAAAGAAAUCCUCAACUCCGAAAGCCCUUGCCCUUUUCCUUCUCCCUCCGUUUCGCUCCCACAAAACUCCUCCAAUUCUGCCGCUCUUAUUGCUGCAGUCCGUUACUCGGUAUUCGUGUCGAUUCGGAUCGCGAAAUUCCCGGAAAAAUUCCCAAACCCAGUCAAUUGAUAUCUAGGGUUUCUUUUUGAGUGGCGGAUUGUGAUUGUGAUUGAGAUUUCGAUCUUCGGAUUCGUGUUCUGUGAUUGCAGCGCAGAGAGUCCGGUUUGGGAGAAGAAUAGAUGAGUUUCCAGGAUCUUGAAGCGGGUCGAGGAAUUGGGUCGCGGAGGGGGUACACAAAUGGGAAGCAGGAUCCCACUCAGGCUGUGGCGUCCGGAAUUUUCCAGAUCAACACGGCCGUGGCCACAUUCCAACGCCUCGUUAACACUCUCGGCACUCCCAAGGAUACGCCUGAGCUCCGCGAGAAGCUGCAUAAAACUCGGCUUCAUAUCGGACAGUUGGUGAAAGAUACUUCUGCGAAACUUAAGCAAGCUAGUGAAACUGAUCAUCAUGCCGAAGUCAGUGCAAGCAAGAAAAUUACUGAUGCGAAACUUGCAAAAGACUUCCAAGCAGUCUUGAAGGAGUAUCAAAAGGCCCAGCGGCUUGCAGCCGAGAGGGAGACAGCUUAUACACCUUUUGUUCCCCAGUCUGUACCUCCCAGCUUUAUGGACGGUGAUAUAGAUGCGAGCUCGGACAAGAAUCCAGAACAACAAGCUCUUCUCACACAGACCAGAAGGCAAGAGGUGGUGCUGUUGGACAACGAGAUUGCUUUCAACGAAGCCAUUAUAGACGAAAGAGAACAUGGAAUACAAGAAAUACAACAACAAAUUGGUGAAGUGAAUGAGAUAUUUAAAGACCUUGCUGUACUAGUUCACGAGCAAGGAACUAUGAUUGAUGAUAUUGGAUCUAACAUUGAGGGAGCUCACGCAGCAACUGGUCAAGCGAAAUCCCAACUCGUCAAAGCUUCCAAGACCCAGAGAUCAAAUUCGUCGCUGGCUUGCUUGCUGUUGGUGAUUUUUGGCAUCGUGAUUCUCAUAGUGAUCAUAGUUCUCGCUGCCUGAUCGCUUAUACGAAACGAGGUAAUCGGGCCCGAGAAGAGUAUUUUACUUAAUGUGUGUGUCGUUCUUGAGUUUCAAACAUAAUCAAAUCAAGUUUGUUUAAGGAGUUUUUAUACGGUUUGAUUGAUAUAGAUCCGCCAUUGUUGAUGGCUGCUGCUUCUUACUGGUUUCUUAUAUUCUUGUAAAUUUAUGCUUCCAGUUCCAGAUUGCUUAUUCAAUUUGCAGUGCUUGUUGUCACA
Messenger RNA from Andrographis paniculata, 1365 nucleotides. Its product is annotated as syntaxin-22-like. Gene Ontology annotation, biological process: intracellular protein transport; vesicle-mediated transport; vesicle fusion. Gene Ontology annotation, cellular component: endomembrane system; SNARE complex; membrane. The record is from RefSeq and is a predicted model, not a curated record. NCBI's taxonomy places the organism in Eukaryota, Viridiplantae, Streptophyta, Magnoliopsida, Lamiales, Acanthaceae. Bases 311 to 1129 code for a protein of 272 amino acids. The transcript is spliced from 7 exons. Gene Ontology annotation, molecular function: SNAP receptor activity; SNARE binding.